AUGCCAUUUACUCUAAGAGCGUUAGAGGAUGAAGUAAAGGCGAAAAUGGGUGUUGUGGAGCCUGAAAAACACAAUCUGUUGCGACCUUAUCAGGUUCUCUAUGAAGUCGCCGGAGAGAUGGUUGCUCAGUUCAAAACAACAGUAUUAGUGAUGCCAAAUGGUCUGUUAAAAAUUGCCGGUCUACCUCUUGAUAUGAAUUUGAUUGAUACAGAUGCUAAGUUGCAGCCAGCUAAGAAGGAAGCUCCUGUUUCCGUUGCUGCAAACAAUGCGACACCUCCAGUUGCUGAACCAGUUGCCGCAAAAUAG
Messenger RNA from Strongylus vulgaris, 306 nucleotides. NCBI's taxonomy places the organism in Eukaryota, Metazoa, Nematoda, Chromadorea, Rhabditida, Strongylidae. The record is from the annotation of a GenBank genome assembly.